AUGUCGGCUUCCUUCACGCCACCUUCCGGGCCUCCCCCACCUUCUGUUCCGGAGGGAUGGAAGGCGCAGUAUGACGAGCGAUAUCAGUCAUGGUUUUACAUUAACCUGGCUACCGGAAAGUCACAGUGGGAACGCCCCGAGCUACGACCUCCAUCCACCGACGGAGGUUCCAGCGAACCCCCACCAUCAUACGAUAAUGCAGGCUCUACUGGCUCCGCUAUACUCGCCAAUGCGGGAGAUCAGAAGAAGCCGCUGGCCUCAAAUAACCCAUAUAACUCGACUAGUUCCUCGCGUGGCACUGGCAGUCCCAUGAUUGAUGACGAUGCCCGCCUCGCCGCUAAGCUCCAGGCCGAAGAGGACGCACAGGCUAGCAGCAACAGCAGCAGGGGUGCCGGAACCCCCGGUGCCGCUGCUGAAUUUUACAGCGGGCAAUCUGCACCCCAAUCCACCGGUUCUUAUGCUCCCAGGCCAACUUCCGGGAGCCCAGCACCAGAGGAAAAGUCUCGCAGUAGAGGAUUCCUGAGCAAGUUGAUGGGAAAGAGCUCCAGCAGCUCCCGCCCACCGCGACAAUCGCAGCCUCAGUACGCCUCAUAUCCACAGCAGCCCCCACCGAAUCCGAGGUACUACGGGCGAUACCCUCCGCAACAGGCGCCAGGAUACGGGUACCCGGCGGCUGGAUAUGGGGGAUAUGGAGGAUACCAAUCCGGGCCACCCCAAGGCGGGUACUAUCAGCAGCCACCACAGAAACAUGGCAUGGGAACCGCUGGUGCAGCUGCACUGGGUGUGGGUGGAGGAUUGCUUGGUGGACUUUUGAUCGCUGAUGUUGUGGAAGAUAUGGAAGAUCAUCAUGAUUAUGAUAAUGGUGGAAACUAUGGCGGCGGGGGAGAUUAUGGUGGUGGAGGGGACUAUGGCGGCGGGGACUUUGGUGAUGGUGGUGGUGGUGAUUUCGGUGGAGGAGACUUUUAA
This is a messenger RNA of Penicillium verhagenii, 966 nucleotides long. Its product is annotated as WW domain-containing protein. Bases 1 to 966 code for a protein of 321 amino acids. NCBI's taxonomy places the organism in Eukaryota, Fungi, Ascomycota, Eurotiomycetes, Eurotiales, Aspergillaceae. The record is from RefSeq and is a predicted model, not a curated record. Gene Ontology annotation, molecular function: protein binding. The transcript has 2 exons.